This is a messenger RNA of Linderina pennispora, 1347 nucleotides long. RefSeq lists its product as uncharacterized. The coding region runs from base 1 to 1347 and encodes 448 amino acids. Lineage: Eukaryota; Fungi; Kickxellomycota; Kickxellomycetes; Kickxellales; Kickxellaceae. The transcript is spliced from 5 exons. Gene Ontology annotation, molecular function: RNA binding. The record is from RefSeq and is a predicted model, not a curated record.
AUGUCAGCGUUCAAGUCUGGGGAGCUGUCGAGCCUGCUGGUCGGCGAAGCAAAGAAGAGCGCGGCGAUCAACACGCAGCUAGACGAUCUGUUCAAGAACGCGCCGCCCAAGGUCGCGGCCAAGCCCGUGGUUUCCAACCCGAUCCCGAUCAAGAAGAAGAAGCCGCGCAAGGAGAAGAAGCGGAAGCACGCGCAGACGGCGGAGACUCCGGAGGACUCGAUUCGCACAGCAAAGAGCCGGCGCGCGCGGCAGGCCAAGGCACAGCAGGCGAGUCGUAAGAAGAAGCAGCUGCUUGGGCGGAUGCCGCGGGACGCCGAGGUGGUAGGGCGCACGGCGUUCUUUGGCAACGUGACGGUGGCAGCAAUCACUGACAAGAAAGUGUACAAUGAAUUGCGCUCGCUAUGCGAGCAGUUCGGCAAGAUCAAGAGCGUGCGGUUCCGGUCGAUUUCGUUCUCUGACAUGCUGCCGCGCAAGCUGGCGUUCAUCCAGGGCAAGUUCCACUCGGAACGGCAGGUGUGCAAUGCAUACGUGGAGUUUGUCGAGACGGCAGCGGCGGAAAAGUGCAUUGGGCUGAACGGCAACAUCUUCCACGACCACCACCUGCGGGUGGACCUGGCCGGUAACGAGAAGUCGCACGAUAUGAAGCGCUCGGUGUUCAUUGGCAAUCUGGACUUUGAGGCUGAGGAGGAGGACCUGUGGCGGCAUUUCGGCACGUGCGGCUCGGUCGAGAAUGUGCGCGUGGUGCGCGACGCCACGACCAACCUGGGCAAGGGCUUCGCGUACGUGCAGUUUGUGGACCGCGCGACCCGCGCCAGCGAAAAGGCCAUUAAGGAGACAAAGCGCGCCAACGCCAAGGCGGCGGCCAAGACGACCAUGGCCAGGCGCGGCAAGGGAAAGAAUGUCGGCGCGCCGGUCGCCGGUGUGUUUGAGGGAACAAGGUCGGCCAAGGGCGAUAAGCCGUCGGCCAAGAAGCGCCGCACUGUGCGCAGCAAGGCCUUUGCCGAGAAGCGCCUCAAUACUGAGAAGAGCGCUGGCCCAAAGGACAGGCCCUCGUUGCACUGGCCUUUGGCCGGCGCGAGCCCCGUCGGUAUCGGUGCCGAAGCAGUCACUGGAAAGGCGCGUGCUGCAGGAAACGGGAAUGCAGCCCUGCGGUGCUGUGCCUGGAAGCGCUGUGCCCUGGUAUUGCAAGCAUUCCUGCCUGCCUUCAGCUACAACAACAGCCAGAACAAGAGCGUCCAGGAUGCACGCUCUCGCGAGAAUACUGUGUAUAUCAAUAGUAAGGACAGUAGCGCUACUAAUGUCCAGGGCAACUCGAACACGAACCUGAACUACGUGGGCCCGGUCUAG